AUGAUGAUGGAGUCCAGUAUCAACAGCGCAACAAUCUUACCACCCUACGAAGAAGAAUUCGAAACAGUUGAUAAUCUUCAUUGGUCUCCAGAAACAGCAAACAGCAUUUAUUUUUUUUGGAUACACCAGCUUCAAGCAUCGACUGCUGGAGUCAAAACUGCCAGCGCAAAGAAAGCUGCUGAUGCAGAAGCUGCUGCUACAAAAGCUAGCGAAGAAAAGAAAGCAGCCGAAAAACAUAGACACAAUUUAGUAUUGGAAAAGUUGGCAGAGGGUAAAAAAGGUUCAGGAGUGGGAGAUAUGAUAGGCACAAUGAAAGAAUUUGAAAAAGAUUUAGUAAAGCAACCAAGAAAACUGUUAAACAAGGAUUACAUAAAUUAG
Molecule: messenger RNA, 378 nt
Organism: Lottia gigantea (owl limpet)
Lineage: Eukaryota; Metazoa; Mollusca; Gastropoda; Lottiidae
Exons: 2
Coding region: 1-378 (125 amino acids)
Source: RefSeq, a predicted model, not a curated record